AUGUUGGAAGAUGCAAAUGAGGCAUGUGAAGUAACUCGUUCACAUGUGGAAGAUGAUGUAUGCUUUGAUUUAACUCUGGAAAGGUCAUCACUAGAACAUGAUUACUUAUCUGCUAAUGAUCCGAUGCUUGCCAGUUCAUUGGCAAAAGCUUUUGAUGCUGACGCACGGCUCACUGCUGUCAUCGAUGAUGUGGCUAGUGCUGAUUUGUCUCAUUUCGGAAUCGGACUAAAUGAAGAUUUCUCAAUUUCAACACCGAUGAGCAGUAGUACUAUUCAGCAAAAAUGGCUCUCAGUGACAUCAUCAUCUUCCAGAAAAAAGGCUACUAUAGUCACUUGUGAAUAUUGUGGCGUUGUUCUUAAACAUCCUUCGAAAAUUGAAGCACACCGACGGACACACACUGGCGAAAAGCCAUUUCAGUGUCAGAUUUGUGGUUCAAGGUUUACACAGCGUACACCAAUGCGAAUGCAUGUGCGACGUCAUAUGGGAUUAACUCCUUAUGUAUGUUCAUGGGGAUGUGGUAAACGUUUCGUUUCAAAUGCACUGAAGAAUGCGCAUGAAUUGAAAACCCAUAUGGGAGCUAAAAGACGUGGCCCACCUCGGCCCCAUCUUAAGCCGCCAAGGUGUUCGGUGCCGAUAAACAUAAUUGAAAAAAAUGAUAACACUGAAAGAAUUGCUAGGGCUCGUCAUACACAUUCCAGCGAACAAAUAUCAUUAAAUUUGGAUAUUGAAAAUAGACAAAUGGAUGAGGUAAUCGAUGAGAUUGUUGCUUCAAAUUCUUUCCCAAUGGACCAAAAAAUUAAAACACAUCGAAAAAGAGCCUUGAUAAUUCGAUGUCAAGAAUGUGGUUUACUUCUGAAACAUCCAUCUAAAAUUCAAGCGCAUAUGCGAACACAUACCGGUGAACGUCCAUUUGAAUGUGCUCUGUGUGGGAUGCGAUUUGCAACUGCUAAUCCGUUGAGGGUGCACUUUCGACGUGCACAUACAGGUGAGAAGCCAUUUGAAUGCACAUGGAAGUGUGGACGACGUUUCGUUUCAGUAUCAGCUCGUAAUGAGCAUGAGCGAAUCGUACACGCAGGUAUUAAAAGAUAUCGUUGUUCAAUCAAUAAUUGUCGCCGAAUGUUUACACGACGUCAUUAUCUGAUAAUGCAUCAAGCAAAAGAGCACAAAGAUGUUACGCAGCAAGCUGAUAACGCUAUCCAAUCUGUCCUUCUUAUGGUUAAACAAGAUAGAGAAGAAACUAGGAGGAAUACAAUGUGGUCUUCUGAAAUACCAAAUAACAGUGGUAUAGAGAAAAUUUGGAUAGAAAAUAGAGUUUUAAAUGGGGAACAGGCUGAAGAAGAAUAUGUUAAUAUCGAUCAUGAAAAUAAUAAUACUUUGCUCGAAUGUGCCAGUAUUAGAAUUGCAAAAAGAGAAGAUGAUGACUUGUUGAACGAAGAAAAUUGUCGAAAGGUGAUAAUUGAUGGAACCGAUGAAGUUGUUGCGGUGGAAAGGAAUUAUUUUGUGCAAACAAAUUAUCUUGAUCAAAAUGAUGGAGUUCAUUUGUUCUAUAACGAACAGCAACAACAGUUCCCUGAUAACCAUCAAUUUGCAAACGAAACAGAGCCAUCUAUUGUUUCUCCUGAUGUCACUGUAAAAACGAUAGAUAGGAAUAUUUAUGCAGUUUGCGAAGAAAGUACCACGAUUUUGCCCAAAUACGGUCGUGUUCGAAUUAUUAAACCAGUUACGAAGAUACCUUAG
This is a messenger RNA of Cercopithifilaria johnstoni, 1737 nucleotides long. Lineage: Eukaryota; Metazoa; Nematoda; Chromadorea; Rhabditida; Onchocercidae. The record is from the annotation of a GenBank genome assembly.